Molecule: messenger RNA, 1101 nt
Organism: Cooperia oncophora
Lineage: Eukaryota; Metazoa; Nematoda; Chromadorea; Rhabditida; Trichostrongylidae
Source: the annotation of a GenBank genome assembly
AUGUGGGAGCGCACUGUUCAACUUCUGCGACGACUCUUUGCUGCCACUCUUCCUAAAUCAUUGCUGACAUGGCAACCAGAUAAACACACGGGACUUCACGAAGUGCACGGAACAUCAGGAGAAGACAUUGAUGACAGAGCGCCCAGUAUCGAUGGCAGACCGAAUGGCUCCAUACAUCCCGACGCCGCAUUCUCGGAACAAAUAGUCUUUUGUGUUGUUCAGUCAGAACUAGUAGACGCUGUGACUUCCACUGUGUUGGGAACUAAAAAAAGCACAGAGGAAGUUUUACUGAGUGUUCCGUCGGUAAAAAAUGAUCAUUUGAAUCGAUCGACCUACGAUGAUACUAUAAAUAACGGGUUGUUCAGCACAAUGGAUCCGAUAUUGUUGUUAAGUCUCUGCGAUGCGUUAGGUGAAAGUCAACGGUUAGCGAAGCAAUUCAACGACAACAACGGCCAACGAACGCUGUUGUGGAAAGCAGGUUUACGUGGCUCGAGUAAGCCCAACCUCAUCAGGCAGGAGACCCACGCUCUGAGGGCAAUGCUCGCUAUUCUACUAAGGCUUCUCAAUGAUCCUCGAUCUUCCCCAGUGCAGGAACAGGUUGCUAAGGGAGUUCUCUCCGUUGUGUCGGCGGUGUUACGUGGAUAUGGAGAGGCGGUGUCUGAUGCUCGUCGCACAGCGUACGCACCGGUCGUUUGCGAAUUGCUACGGGAAUGCCUUCGUCUGCCUAAACAUUUGCUUCCGGCUCUAGGCGCUGAGUUUCCACUCCAUCUAUGCGAACUAGUAGAAACUGCCGAAGGGCAGCCGUUGCGGUCUCUCCUGGCCACGUUGCUCCGUCAGUUUUUGAUGACUAAGAACUCAACGAGUUUAGAGGGUGAACCAAAAGCGAUUAAUGUCUCCCUGCUUCAGGCCAUCCUUGGAUUUCACAUAGUCGUCUCUUUGGUGGCUCUCACUGUAAUGAGUAAAUUAGGAUCGAGGCUGUCAAUUGUGCAGCUUUAUAUUGUCAAAGGAUUGUUUCGUUUCAUUGCACCUUCGAACGAUGAGUUACGCGCACUCAUGCCACAGUGCAAGGAAAAUCCAAGGACUCGUAGGAAAAAGAGGUGA